AUGUACAUCAUCACGCUGAGCAGAUGGGAGUCGGAAGCCGGCAAGAGUGAAAUACUGCUGGAAACGUUGAGAGCAUAUGUUGAAAGCCUCGAACUCGAUGCACUCUCUGACAUGGACGUCUUUGUCCUGAAAGGCCACAAAGCAGAUAACCUGCACGUUUUAUAUACUCUUUUGGCUCAACCGGAGGAAAAAGUCAGGUCAGAAGACAAGGUCCUCAAAGAUGUGGGAUAUUCUGGCCUCCAAGAACAAUGCUUGAGACAGAACCUGGUGAAAGUUCCUGUGGCCAACAGACGGUUGAAGUCCUGGUCAGGGUUUCUCUACCGCCCUGACGAUAUUUCUCCUCGCUCGUUUGCAGUCGUGGCUGAAUUGGAAUACAAGGAAGGCAAACGUGCCGAAGGAGAACCGUUCUGGGAGGCAAUCGCGAAGCAUGCCGAGGCCAACGAAGCUGGAACAUACUCAUAUCUAUGGUCGCGAGACAGGGAACUUGAUCACGUAUUGUGGUCGUUCGAACGCUACGAGAGUGAAGAAUAUCUCUGGAAAACACACGUGGAGGCGAAUGAACUCGUGCAACGCAGCUCCAAGCUUCAGAAGGACAUCAGAGGCGCCACGAGGCACAUGUGGCUCGAAUGUCAAUGCUGCCUGGUACAGAAGAAAUAUUACGAGGCCCAUGCCAUCCGCGAAUAG
Molecule: messenger RNA, 684 nt
Organism: Fonsecaea pedrosoi CBS 271.37
Lineage: Eukaryota; Fungi; Ascomycota; Eurotiomycetes; Chaetothyriales; Herpotrichiellaceae
Exons: 3
Coding region: 1-684 (227 amino acids)
Source: RefSeq, a predicted model, not a curated record